Penicillium cosmopolitanum is the source of this 1839-nucleotide messenger RNA. RefSeq names its product WD40 repeat domain-containing protein. Bases 1 to 1839 code for a protein of 612 amino acids. Gene Ontology annotation, cellular component: mRNA cleavage and polyadenylation specificity factor complex. Lineage: Eukaryota; Fungi; Ascomycota; Eurotiomycetes; Eurotiales; Aspergillaceae. Gene Ontology annotation, molecular function: protein binding. The transcript has 4 exons. The record is from RefSeq and is a predicted model, not a curated record.
AUGUCCUAUGUCGACGAUGGCAAUGACGGCCAAGUGGCUGGCCGUUUUAACAGAAACAACCAAAAUGAUGGUCCUCGGCGCCCUAGAUUGGUGACCGACUAUGGGUCGUCUAUGGUACAGUGGAUGCGAACACGCAGACCCCGAUAUCAAGGCGAGCAUCGCCUGGAAGUUGAGCGGCCAAGCCCCAGCUUCACUGUGGAUAUGCUACCCCCAGUCGCGCGAACUCACUCACCAGCCGACACAAUCCCAGUCCGACACCUCCACCAGUCAAUCGGAAAGUCAAAGAAACCGAUUGUCGUAGUAAGAUGGACCCCCGAAGGACGACGAUUGCUCACGGGUGGGCAUACUGGUGAAUUUAUGCUCUGGAACGGAACUGCCUUCAACUUCGAAACCGUCAUGGACGCUCACUACGAUCAAGUUCAAGCAGGUGUCACAUCUCUCGGCUGGUCACAUAGCCAAGAAUGGUUGAUAUCCGGUGGACAAAAAGGCGACAUCAAGUACUGGCGACCCAACUUCAACAACGUCGAAACAAUCGACGACGCGCAUCACGACGCCGUCCGCGACCUCUGCUGGGCCCCCAGCGACACCAAAUUCCUCUCCGCCUCCGACGACACCACCCUCAAAAUCUUCGACUUCACCUCUCGCACCUGCGACACCGUCCUAACCGGCCACAAUUGGGACGUAAAAUCAUGCGACUGGCACCCAACUAAGGGACUACUGGUCUCCGGAUCCAAGGAUCACCAGGUGAAAUUCUGGGACCCGCGCACAGCGCGCUGUCUCACUACUCUCCACAGCCACAAGAACACAGUGACAUCGACGCGAUUCUCCCGCGUAAAUGGAAAUCUACUCGCCACCUCCUCGCGAGACCAGACCGCGCGCGUCUUCGAUUUGCGCAUGAUGCGGGAUAUUUGCAUCUUGCGCGGUCACGAAAAGCCCGUCUCGUCAUUGACCUGGCACCCGAUUCACCCCAACUUGAUCUCCACCGGUGCGGAAGAUGGUUCGCUUUACCACUAUCUACUUGAUGAGCCGCAUCUGCCUACUGGACAAGUACCUACUGUGGCGCCAUACGAUAGUCCUGACCCGGCGAAUACGCCGCCGCAGGUCAUAUUCCCCGCCCACAAGGUGCAAUAUGCUCACAAUGCUACGAUUUGGUCCCUGGAUUGGCAUCCGCUCGGUCACAUUCUUGCGUCUGGAUCUAAGGACAACUUUACGCGAUUCUGGUCGCGUGCCAGACCGGGUGAGACUAGUUACAUGAGAGAUCGAUUCCAUACCGGCGAAGAAGCCGCCGAGGACCAGCAGGGGCAGGGGCAGGGGCAGAGCAACUGGAACCGUGGUUACGGCCGUCGACAGAUGCGCGAGGAAGAGGAGCAGCAGAUUCAAGACGAGGCUGAUAGCCUCGUUGACCAGCGCCGAGCUGGUGCUCCCUCUCUCCCUGGUAUCAACAGUGCUCCCGCAGACGAAGGUGGUGCUGGCUUCCUUCCCGGAAUCGGAGCUGCCCAACCUCCUCCUCCGCCUGGCCUCCCAGGAACAAUCGGUGGAAUGGACCCUGGUCGUCUGGCUGCGAUUAUGGGAUCCCAAGGCCCGCCAGGUGGUCCUCCCCCUGGUCCUCCCGGUCCUCCUAGCCAAGGCGUUCCUCCGGGAUUCCCCAUGCUCCCGGGCAUGUCGGGUGGUGCUCCUCCCCCACCGCCGCCGAUGAAUGUUGAUAUGGCACAAAUCAGGCAACAGCUCAUGGCCCAAGGCGUCCAAAUUCCUCCGAAUUUCAAUCUCCAGAAUAUGGCAGGUGGAUUUGGCGGUCUGCCUGGGUUGCAGGGAGGCGCUCCGGAUGGCGGGCGUAGGUAG